This is a messenger RNA of Gaeumannomyces tritici R3-111a-1, 306 nucleotides long. RefSeq lists its product as hypothetical. The transcript has a single exon. Bases 1 to 306 code for a protein of 101 amino acids. The record is from RefSeq and is a predicted model, not a curated record. Lineage: Eukaryota; Fungi; Ascomycota; Sordariomycetes; Magnaporthales; Magnaporthaceae.
AUGGGUCAGUAUUCAGUAUUGGUGAACCCCCCUGAUGCAAGCAUUGCGUAUAGCUUAACCAAAGCAAAGCUAGACUGCUCGGCGCCAGCACGUCAGCGCACGUCGCGUAAGAGACACGCGCUUGCGAAAACCAAUAUUCAUGAUGUGCUCGUCGCCAAGGGGUCUACUACGUGUGGCGUGCUGCCCGAUCUGGCCACUGUUGUUGGCCGUCGCGCCACGGCUAUAACACGCGAAGCAUUGCCCAGGAUUUGUAGGCGUCCAUAUAUGGCAGGAAGGCCGAAUAAGGCACCUGGGGUGCGUCGGUGA